UCCUCCUGCCCGACGUCGCCGCCCCGAGAAAUACAAAGCUACCUAGGCAAUGGGGGUGUCCACAAGGGCCCCAGCUCCGAGCAAAUGCCUCGUUUUUCUUUUGACCUGCAGACCACUUCUACAGCCAAUCACCACGGAGACGAUUACUCUGGUGUCCAAAGCACAUGAAACAGAUGCAUCCAUUUGGUCACUUUGCUGUCGACGCCGACCAGGAUUUGCCGCUGUUGCCGCGAUGCUUGAAGCCCCUCAUGUCUACCUAAGUAUGAUGAUAUUGCCGAAAUUGAUCGCCACGUAAAUUGGCACAGCAAUGGAGACAACCCUUCGUCUGGCACUUCCAGCUGUCCGAACGUCUCGAAAGGACAAUAUCGAAGCAAAUUCGUUUCAUUGGCUAGCGCUGAGCUGCCCGGCCAGCCGCGGCACAGAACGCAGAAUUCCAGCCAAGAAUGAGAACGCUUCCGAAAACUGGCCCACAAUACGGAGGAAGAAUCGCAAUUGUCCCACCUCCCACUGCGUGCCGGAGCCUUGCAUGUGCUGGACGGAUUCCGACUUUUUCGCGAAAACAACACUUUAGGAUCCGGGCCCAGAUUUAGUUAACGAGUAUUCUUGUCCCAGCCAGAUUUGUUCCCAGCGGGCCAUACGCCACCAUGGGCAGCAUCAAGCGUACCAAAACGAAAAGGAGGACUCGUGACCUCGAUCAGGUCAAGGCCGAUCUGAAGUCACCCAAGCACCUUGCCCAACACAAAAACACGAAAGCCUCCGAAGACCUACCUGGCUUAGGCGCCUUCUACUGCGUCGAGUGUUCCAAAUACUUUAGCGAUAGUCAUAACCUGAACGAGCAUCGACGAGGGAAGAAUCACAAGAGAAGAAUACGAAUGCUCAAAGACGAAGCGCAUACGCAAAAGAUGGCAGAUGCAGCAGUGGGCUUGAGCACAGAAACCCGACGCAACCAGCACGAGCGGGAUAAUGAGAUGUUGAUGGAUGUCUGAUGUCGUAUAUGAUUCGACCUGAAAAAAAGUUCCGACAGACCCAUGCGAGAAAUCAAGAGUCUCCCACAAGAUAAAACGACAGGACAUCCAAGCGAUAGCAACAUCAUCACAAGUCUCAUCAACGUUCCGUCAUACAAGGUCAAAAUUGCCGAUGGGCUUGAGCAUACCACUAGCCUUGAAACGGCUGUCAUCCAGACUUUGCGAAAACAGCCAUGAUCUUUUCAUAAGCAUACCACUGACCCCCCAUGUCAGUGCUGCGUGAGACUUGGAAGAGAUAAGACCUACCUGGACAGCAUUCACAAUAAAUGCUCUCAAACUGCAGAUACCAAUACCGCGGUAGAAGCCUGCAACACCAGAGCUUUGCCAGAUCUCUCGAGCCAGAUCCACAGAGGUUCGUAUAUGCCGGGCAUUUGCAUGUCCUCCCGGGAGAAGACUUUGUCUCUCUGGCUGCCAGGCGGGCUGAGUCUGAAGGCGAGUCUUGACAACAUCUAAAGGAUAGAUAGACACCCAGGUUAUGACACCAGCAAUACCUCCGCUUAUCAGCACGUCUGCAGCUGUAGGAGGAAGAAAAGGAUCUGGCUGUCUCGAAAGCAUCAUGCGCUUGCUUAACUCAUAAGACCAAAAAUACCAACCGUACCUAGCACUCCGUAAGCUGGGCAUUCUUCAUAGGUUCAAUUAAUGGAGAAUCGGGCUCGAAA
Molecule: messenger RNA, 1684 nt
Organism: Exophiala oligosperma
Lineage: Eukaryota; Fungi; Ascomycota; Eurotiomycetes; Chaetothyriales; Herpotrichiellaceae
Exons: 3
Coding region: 645-986 (113 amino acids)
Molecular function (GO): zinc ion binding; nucleic acid binding
Source: RefSeq, a predicted model, not a curated record